GCGCGCGCGCGCGCGUCUCGCAGUGUGUGACGUGCAGGCAGAGGUAAUGGGUGUGUGUUAAUGCGGUACUUUGUGAUGUAUUGCUGUUGCAGCACGUGUUUUACAGCGUUAACGCGAUAAUGAACCGAAUGUAGCAUGUAAUGGAAGUAAGGGACUGAAAUACACGAGGUCUGACUAGUUAUAACACCUGUUGAAGAACACAGUGAAAUGUGAACUUUUGAUGAAUACGAAAAAACACAAAUGACGGCGGACGGUAACUAACACCUGUUGAAGAAGACCGUGAAAUGUGAACUUUUGAUGAACAGAGAAACACAGAAGUGUGCCAUCGGACUGUAACACCUGCUGAAUAACAUCUCCUGUAGUCUUCGGACCCAUAUUGUUUGAUGUCGUCCGCUGCGGCUGAAAUGCAUCGGUAGCUCAGGGCUGGCAUGUGGAACUCUCAGACACUUCCGAUGCUGCCGCCUCUCGGAUGACGUGGCCCAUGGAUCUGUGGCUGGUCCUCCUCCUGCUGUUGGCCGCGCACUCUGACGGCUCUCGGAGGCAACACCGCAUCGAGCUCAGCACCGAGUUCUUCCUGGUGCCGGAGCGCAGCGUCCCCCCGCCUCCAGGGGCGAACCACAGCACCGGGGUGAGCGAGGGCCCCGGCGUGCUGCGGCACGAGGUGUGGGUGGUGCCCCUGCUGGCACUCUCCUCGCUUACCAUGCUGGUGAUAGCGGGCUUCGAGGUGUUCGUGCUGUGCAAAGCGUGGCGCACAACCCCCAGCCGGCGCCAUUUGUUCUUGGGCCAGAUGUUGCUGCUAGGUCUGUUCUUGUGCUCCGUGCUGGGAGCCGUACUGGCCGCCACACCCACCCCCGCCACCUGUGCCGUCGUACGGUUUGGGACCGGCUUUGCGUACGCCGUAGUGUUCUCUGCCCUGCUGGUCAAGUGCGUGUUCCUUAUCAGUCUGAACGGCGGUGUGUACUUGCCGGCGCCCUACCAGGCGCUGCUGCUGCUGUUCGCUGUGCUGAUCCAGGUGGCGGUGGGCGCCCAGUGGCUACUCAACUCUCCGCCUCGCGUAGAAAUGCCCCCUCACCAUCACCGGCUGGUCGUCACAGCCGAGGACCUAACCACCGACCCGCUACUCUUAUGCCACACCCCCUACACAGACCUGCUGCUCUCCCUCCUGUACGUCAUGUGUCUUAUCCUCUUCGUCGCAGUCCUCGCCAUCAAGUCUCGGGGGAUUCGCGACAAUUACCGUGAGGCAACAUUCAUAGGACUGGCCGUGGGUUGUAGCAUCCCGGUGUGGCUCAUCUGGGUGCUGUGUGGCCUGGUGGUGCCCGAGCGCCAUCGCGACGCCUGUCUCGCCUUCGGCCUCGUCAGCACCGCCACCAUCGUCUUCCUCGUCAUGUUCAUGCCGAAGGGACGGCAGCUCGCCGCGAUGGGCAAGGAGGGAGUGUACGUUGAGGACCGAGAGGAGCGGUUCAGCUCUCUUAGUCCGGCGGGAUCGGGCUACUCCCCAUCGUUCUUUCACUUCAAACCCGUCAAGUACGCCUCAGGGCCAGGGACGGCGUUCCCCGCAGGGAUGCUGCCCACCCACAAACAGACGUCCGCAGUCACGACGCUAGCAGAUCGAGUCGCUCUGGUGGCAGCACCUCCAAGCUACACACGAAUGUAUCACUACUACCCGUACUGUUACUAUCCACGGUACCCAGGGGGUUUUUACAUGAAGCCUGAGGAUGGCAAUGUGUACACCACUCUGGAGCCAACCCUAUCGAGCAACCCUAAUGUAUUCUUCCAGAGGAGUGGGGUUCACCCUGGUAUGAUGUACUGAGAUAUUCCAGUCAGCUUACAUGUGUGGUGAUAUGAACUUAGAAAAUGAGUAAGUGUGUAUGUGACAGAGACACAGUGUGAAAAUGAUCUCUCCCACAUUGUUCUUGAACCAAGAUGAGUGUAAAGCGUGUACAAAUUCUAGUAUUUUAUAUUACUAAUUUACAUUGUAGUACAGUAAUCUGUACAGAUAUUUAUCAGCAUGAUUUUAAGCAACGAAAAACAUUUAGUAGUGUUUUUAUACUUCAUUAUUAAAGUCUAACUGUAGUGAUUUAGUAGGCAUGUCCAGUUCAGAAAGUUUACUAAAAAUUAGUCAGUUAAGAAUAUGAAGCUUUAGGAACGAGGCCAGCUGGUCCAUAUAUGUGAGACUGAGGAAAGUGGCAUAAAAGUGUCUUGUACAGCAUUCAGUCUGGAUUAAAUUCAAAGCUUUGGAAUA
Molecule: messenger RNA, 2242 nt
Organism: Cryptotermes secundus
Lineage: Eukaryota; Metazoa; Arthropoda; Insecta; Blattodea; Kalotermitidae
Product: metabotropic glutamate receptor
Exons: 6
Coding region: 470-1810 (446 amino acids)
Biological process (GO): G protein-coupled glutamate receptor signaling pathway; regulation of synaptic transmission, glutamatergic
Cellular component (GO): membrane
Molecular function (GO): group II metabotropic glutamate receptor activity
Source: RefSeq, a predicted model, not a curated record